Dipodomys spectabilis (banner-tailed kangaroo rat) is the source of this 2574-nucleotide messenger RNA. RefSeq names its product XK related 6 (gene Xkr6). Lineage: Eukaryota; Metazoa; Chordata; Mammalia; Rodentia; Heteromyidae. Gene Ontology annotation, cellular component: plasma membrane. The transcript has 3 exons. The coding region runs from base 26 to 1939 and encodes 637 amino acids. Gene Ontology annotation, biological process: engulfment of apoptotic cell; phosphatidylserine exposure on apoptotic cell surface; apoptotic process involved in development. The record is from RefSeq and is a predicted model, not a curated record.
CUCCGGAGCUGGGAAGAGAGUCAAGAUGGCGGCGAAAUCCGAUGGCGGUGGCGUGGGGGUGGGCUUCGCCCAGCUGCACAACCUGGACGAGGCGGUGGGCAGCGGCGGCGAGGAGGACGGGGAGCCCGGGGGCGGCGGCUGCGGCGGCGGCGACGGCGCGGAGCCCGGCGAGAGCAGCUCGCUGCACAUCUGCCACUGCUGCAACACCUCCUCGUGCUACUGGGGCUGCCGCUCCGCCUGCCUGCGCUCCCUCCUGGGCCGGAAGCCGCGCCGCAGCGCCGCCGCCGCCGCCGACGGGGGGGACCAGCCGCUGCAGCCGCCCGCGGGCCCCGGCCGCCGCCCCCCGACGCCCUCGGCCGGGCGGCCGCAGCCGCCGCCGCAGGUGGAGCGGCCGUGGCUCGACUGCCUGUGGAUCGUGCUGGCGCUGCUGGUGUUCUUCGGGGACGUGGGCACCGACCUGUGGCUGGCCCUCGACUACUACCGCAAGGGGGACUACGGCUGCUUCGGGCUGACCCUCUUCUUCGUGCUGGUGCCGUCGCUGCUGGUGCAGAGCCUGAGCUUCCGCUGGUUCGUGCAGGACUACACGGGCGGCGGGCUGGGCGCCGUGGAGGGGCUCAGCAGCCGGGGCCCCCCCAUGAUGGGGGCCGGCUACGGCCACGGCGCGGCCCGCGGCGGCGCGGGGGGCUCGGCCACGCCGGGGGCGCAGCGCCUGUGCCGCCUGUCCGUGUGGAUCUGGCAGUCGGUCAUCCACCUGCUGCAGAUGGGGCAGGUGUGGAGGUAUAUCCGCACCAUGUACCUGGGGAUUCAGAGCCAGCGGCAGAAGGAACACCAGCGACGCUUCUACUGGGCUAUGAUGUACGAAUAUGCAGACGUCAACAUGCUGCGCCUCCUGGAGACCUUUCUGGAGAGCGCCCCACAACUGGUGCUACAGCUCUGCAUAAUGAUCCAGAAGAACAGCGCAGAGACGCUGCCCUGUGUCUCCUCUGUGACCUCUCUGAUGUCCCUGGCUUGGGUGCUAGCGUCCUAUCACAAGCUGCUGCGGGACUCGAGGGACGAUAAGAAGAGCAUGAGCUACCGAGGGGCCCUCAUCCACCUCUUCUGGCGCCUCUUCACCAUCUCAUCCCGGGUUAUCUCUUUUGCCCUCUUUGCUUCCAUCUUCCAGCUGUACUUCGGGAUCUUCGUGGUGGUGCACUGGUGCGCCAUGGCUUUCUGGAUCAUCCAUGGCGGGACGGACUUCUGCAUGUCCAAGUGGGAGGAGAUCCUCUUCAACAUGGUGGUAGGGAUCGUGUACAUUUUCUGCUGGUUUAACGUCAAGGAAGGGCGGACUCGAUACCGAAUGUUUGCAUACUAUACGAUAGUGUUGACCGAGAACGCGGCCUUGACAUUCCUUUGGUAUUUUUACAGAAACCCGGAGAGCACUGACUCCUAUGCGGUGCCCGCACUGUGUUGUGUCUUUGUUAGCUUUGUGGCUGGGAUUGUGCUGAUGCUCUUAUACUAUGGUGUGCUGCACCCCAUGGGGCCGCGGGCUAAGAUCUUUGCCAGCUCCUGUUGUGCCGAGCUGCUCUGGGGCAUCCCUUUGCCCCCCGACGUUGAGCCCAUGGCACCUCAAGCCCCUGGGUACCGGGGGACCCAGGUCACGCCCACCAGAGCCGUGCCGGGACAACAGGAGGACCUCAUGGCCGAUACUUGCUUGCCCGUGUUCCAAGUGAGACCCACGGGGCCCUCGACCCCGACGGGGCGCCCUCACCCCCCCGAGGGGCCCCUCAUUAAGAUUGACAUGCCAAGGAAACGGUACCCAGCCUGGGAUGCCCACUUUGUAGACAGGAGGCUGAGGAGGACGAUUAACAUCCUGCAGUAUGUCACCCCCACGGCGGUGGGCAUUCGCUACCGAGAUGGACCGCUCCUCUAUGAGUUGCUGCAGUACGAAUCUUCACUCUAGAGCCUCUUGACCCGGGUUGAGACGGAGACCUUAAGUUUGGUUGCGGCGAAUGCCGCUCGCAAGAAAUCUAACCCUCCCUCUCCCAACACACAGAACCACCACCACCACCUCCCCACCACUACCACCGCCACACCAACACCAACAGCAACACCAACACUAAGAACAAAUCAAUAAGUCACAUCCCCUUCAGAUAAGCUUUCUUUCCAGUCGCUGUAUGUAUACAAAGAUAUUCUCUAUGUUUUAUAAGUAAAAACAAAAAGAAAAUCUUCCUUUUGUUUUUUACACACAAGAAACAGUAUUAAAAAAAAAAUCCCACACUAUGAAUCAUAGGUGGAGAAGGCAUUGUCUCCUCUCCAUCAGAAAAAACAACACAAUUUUAUACCUUACACCAAGUGUAGAUUAUUUAUGGGAUUGGUGCUGAUUGAAAGAACAAAACAAAACAAAACAAAACAAACAAACAAACACAAACAAACAAAACCUUCAACUGCCUUAUGCCCUUAGGUGCUGAGUUUCAUUAAGUACUGUCAUAUUUUCUCAUGCAAACCUCUCUGGUGACAUUUGUACCAGAAGAGAUAAAAUUAAAUAAUCAAAUGAAACAAAUCCACCAAGGAAACAAAAAUCAAACCAACCAACAG